Messenger RNA from Pneumocystis jirovecii RU7, 2334 nucleotides. RefSeq lists its product as uncharacterized. The record is from RefSeq and is a predicted model, not a curated record. Gene Ontology annotation, molecular function: high-affinity potassium ion transmembrane transporter activity. The coding region runs from base 1 to 2334 and encodes 777 amino acids. Gene Ontology annotation, biological process: potassium ion import across plasma membrane; intracellular potassium ion homeostasis. Gene Ontology annotation, cellular component: plasma membrane. Lineage: Eukaryota; Fungi; Ascomycota; Pneumocystomycetes; Pneumocystales; Pneumocystaceae. The transcript has 24 exons.
AUGGGAGGAACAAUUGAGAAAUUGAAAACAAUACAAAUAUUGUUGCCAAAAGUUAGUUUUUUAUGGCUCCAUUGUAUUUAUAUUGCAGUAAUGAUUCUUAUUGGCACGUUUUUAAUUUAUCUACAAAGUAAUAUUCAAUAUAUUGAUGCUUUUUUUCUUGCAACUAGUGCUGCAACGCAGGCAGGGCUUGUGACAUUGGAUAUUAAUACUCUAUCUGUUUAUCAACAAGUGGUUUUAUAUAUUAUCCCUAUGCUGACAACUCCUAUUUUUAUUCAUUCUCUUACAGCUAUUGUACGCCUUUUUCUUAUAAGGAGUAAAUUCGAUAACAUUGUCCAACAAGCGCGUACUCAGUCUUUAAGGAAAAAUCAAUGUUUAAAUAACGUAUUUAUGUCGUAUAGUGAAAUUGAGGAAAGAGGGGUUGGUGAUAGACCAAUUCAUGUUUUGCUAAGGAGAGAAAGUGUUAUAGAAAAUGAAACACAGUCAAUGCCUUUUUGCAAAAUAGGCACAUCUUUUGGGAAUAUAGUUUCUCCAAUAAGGAUGAAUGAGCUUGAAAGAAGGAAUGAUGUUGAUAGCAAAAGAGGAGGUCCUUUAAACUCUGCAGGAAUGGAUUCAUCUUUUAAUGCUAAUCGUCAACAUAAUAAAGAUGAAAAUUUUGUUACCGAAUUUCAGAAAUAUGAAUGUGUUUCUCUUCAGCAAGAAAGGCACGGUAAUUCAGAUAUUCGAUUUGGUGAUCUUCCUGUUCCCGUUCGAUCAUCAAUUGAUGGACCGAAAGAUGAUGAACUUUAUAUUGUUCCUGAUCGUUUUGAACAAGAAAAUCAAUUUAAUAAUAAAUUGCAAAAAUCUAAAAGUGUUGAGCCUCAAUCAGUUUCAAUAAUCAAUGAGGGAUUAACCAACAUUACAAGAUUAUCAACAUAUGACAAUAAUAAUUAUUAUUUACGUAUGAGGAAGUUUAUUACUAUCGAUCGAAGUAUUUCUAAAGUUAGCACUUUUGAUCGUUAUAUUUCUAAUGCCUUUUGGAAAAAGAGGGAUUCCAGUCCUUUUUCUCAAAGGACUAAUAAAUCAUUUCCUUAUUUAUCGUAUCAACCUACGAUAGGACGCAAUUCAGCAUUUGUUACUUUAACGAAAGAACAACGUGAUGAAUUAGGCGGUAUUGAGUAUAGAGCAUUGAAAUUAUUAUGUUGGAUACUUGUUUGCUAUUAUGUUUUAAUUCAUGUUUUUGCUGCUAUUUGUUUUUUACUUUUUUCAGUUUUUGCAAAAUCGUAUAAGGAAGCCAUUAUUGAUUCAUUAGCAUCCCCUUCUUGGUGGGCAUUUUUUACUUCAGCAUCUCUUUUCAAUGAUUUCGGUAUAAAAAUAUUUAGGAUUAUAUUUUGUUUAUGCCCUUUAGGAAUGACAUUAAAUGCAACUUCUAUGGUUAAAUAUAGGCAAUCGAAUUUUGUUUUAAUUCUUGGUUCAUUUCUAAUCAUAGCUGGAAAUACUGCAUUUCCUAUUCUUUUAAGAUUUUUUAUUUGGAUAAUAACUUUUACUCUUCCGAAAAAUUCUUUACAUAGGGAGAGUUUGCAUUUUCUUCUUGAUCAUCCUAGACGAUGUUUUACCCUUCUUUUUCCAUCUAGGGUUACUUUCUGGCUUUUUGCCUUAUUAAUAAUACUUAAUAUCGCUGAUACAUUGAUUUUCAUAGCUUUAGAUUUUAAUAAUCCUUCAUUGGAAGAAAUUGGACCUACACAUCUUAAAGUUUUAAAUUGUUUAUUUCAGUCGAUUGCUACGCGCACUGCAGGAUUUACUGUUGUUAGUUUAUCAACUUUGCAUACAGCAGUUCUUGUUAGUUAUAUGUUUAUGAUGUACAUUUCUGUUUUUCCUAAAUUUAUAAUAUAUAUGAUUUUUAAUUUUGGAAAGGAAAGGUCUUUAGGAAUAUAUAGUAAUGAUGAUGAUUCUCAAAAUGCUUCAUUCGUUGGAACACAUAUAAGACAACAACUUUCUUUUGAUCUCUGGUAUAUAUUUUUAGGACUUUUUAUUAUAUGUAUUGUAGAAAACAAAAAAAUUAAAGAUGAGUCAAUUCCUAGUUUUAAUGUUUUCUCUGUAUUAUUUGAAAUAAUUUCUGCGUAUUGUACAGUCGGUCUUAGCUUUGGUUCACCUGAUAUAAAUUCAUCAUUUUCAUCAAAGUUUUCUAUUAUCGGCAAACUUGUUAUUAUUUCUCUUCAGAUUCGUGGUAGACAUAGAGGUCUCCCAUAUACUUUAGAUCGUGCUGUUAUUUUGCCAACUGAAAAAAUGGGUAGGGUUGAAGAAGAAGAUUAUCAAAGAAAAACAAAAGUUCCAGUAAUCAAUAAUGAUAAUUUAUAG